Messenger RNA from Homarus americanus (American lobster), 1682 nucleotides. It is a transcript of the gene bonsai, whose product is annotated as 28S ribosomal protein S15, mitochondrial-like. The transcript has 6 exons. Gene Ontology annotation, cellular component: ribosome. The coding region runs from base 211 to 1086 and encodes 291 amino acids. The record is from RefSeq and is a predicted model, not a curated record. Gene Ontology annotation, biological process: translation. Gene Ontology annotation, molecular function: structural constituent of ribosome. NCBI's taxonomy places the organism in Eukaryota, Metazoa, Arthropoda, Malacostraca, Decapoda, Nephropidae.
UACCCAGAUUGUAAAGAAGAAACUAUUAUCUUAUGUGAAUCCGGAUUUGAAGAUGAAAUCCAGUAGCCACACCAGUGUUGUUACCGGUGUGGCAGUCAUUACAUACCUUAAAAGUUAACAAAUAAGAUCUAACAAAGAACACGAGUCGCUGAUGGGCGUGAGGCCACUGUGUUGGGAGACAGCUGCCUUGGUGAGACAGCUGUGUUGGUGAUGGCUGGACGACUGUUGAGGGUAGUGUGUGGUGGUGUGAGGGCCAUUGUGGGUGGUGACGUCCUCAGGACUGCAGCAUCACCAGCUUUCCUCACCAGAGCACUCCAGCCUCUCACAGGCUGUGAACAAAAGCGUGGUUAUGCCAUGAGGUUGGAGCUGACUGAACAUGGUAUUGUUUGGCGUCGACCUGAGUAUGUGCCAUCGUGGAAGCCCGAGAAGUCUGGCGACUUGGAACCUCACAAGGAUCCAGAUGAGACAUUGCCUCGCCUCUGCACUCUGCCAACCAAGAGUGUGCUUGAUGAGGUUGAUGAUGUGACAAAGCAACUCUUGUCCUUGAAGUUCAGUUCUCAUAAGGAGUUUGUAAAGAUCAAGAAAUACGAAACAAUGAGAAGGAUUCAGCGACACCAGUAUGACACAAGCUCAAUGGAGGUGAAAAUUUCCAUGUUAACUGUGAAAAUCCGUAAUUUGCAGCAAGCCACAUUCCGAUGCAAAAAAAAUACCUUUGAGCGGGUUAGACUUCUAGAACUAAUAGAUCGAAGGAAGAAACUUUUGAAGUUCUUGAGACAUAAUGAUUACAAGCGUUUUGAGUGGCUCAUUGAAGAACUGAACAUCUUAUACAGACCACCACCAAGAUACUACCGAUGGAUAACGCGAAAAGCAUCCUUGAAAAAUCUCGUUCGAAUGCACGGGAUGGCAUUGAAAAAGAAGCGGCUUGCAGAAUACCAGAAAACCCUAGAGCUUCAGAAGGAACCCUUCCUAAGAGAAAAGGCAGAAACAUUGCAGUGGAUUGCUGAGACUGAGGCCAGUCUUGGGGUUCCUGUCACUGUUCCAGAAGACACCAGGGUGACAGCUAGUCAAACUUCUGACACAAAAUAAUAAAGUAUCAGUAUGAUGCAACCAUCUUGUUUGUAGCAAGUAAUAAGAAAUUAAUUUUUGCACCAUCAUAAUGUGUCUAUGGUAAGUAUACAGGGUGUCACAACAUUAUGUUAUAACUUCAUGGGCCAAUUCCUGGGGUCAUUACCAGUCAGAAAUGUAAUAUGAACAUUGGUCCAAUUCCCAAUGGCUAUGGAGCUAUACUAUGGGGAGAUGUAUGUACUACAUCAAGGGAAUUGAAAAAAAGGUGUUUUGACAUUUAAGGCUUGUUGGGUUUACACUGUGGUUACAAUUUACCAAGGUCAUGUUCACUGUAUUAAUUAUUCAUAGUGGCCACCUUUAGCUUGCACACACCUCUCACAUGCGAUUUUACAUGUUCACCCCAUACCUCCAUAACCAUUGGGAAUCAGACCAAAGUUCAUAUUAAAUUUCUGACUAGUAAUGAGCCAAAGGAAUCAGCCCUUGAAGUUAUGACAUGACUUUGUGGUACAUCCUGUAUAUUAUUAUAAUUUAAAUGCUUUAGGAGUAUUUAAUAAGAGCUGUAGUUAAUUGAAAAAGCAAUGUAGAUAAUUUUAUAAAAAUAAAAUAUGUUCAUUUUA